CUGAAGCGAAACCCACGCCCCAAACAAACCUCAAGUGCGAGCGGCGCGCGUUCUUGCAGCCCCUGGCCCGCGUCCCCGGCCGCGGCGUGAUGCGCCCGGGCCAGGCCUCCACUGUCCCGGCGCCUGGACCCUGGUCGGUGGCUGCGCCCCAGCCGCGAUCGCGACCGCGCACCUCGCUCCAACCCUGCGGCUUCCGCGGAGACUCUCGCUGUCCAUGGGGCUGAGGGGCUGGCUGCGGACCUGCUGCUGCUGCUGUCGCCGGUGUCCCUGCCUGGAGGAGCCCGCGCUGCCCGAGAAGGAGCCGCUGGUCAGUGGUGACAAUCCAUAUUCCUCAUUUGGAGCAAUGCUGGCAAGGGAUGAUGAAAAGAAUUUAUGGAGUCUGCCCCAUGAUGUGUCCCAUACAGAGGCAGACGAUGACAGAAUCCUGUACAAUUUGAUAGUCAUUCGUAAUCAGCAGGCCAAAGACUCAGAGGAGUGGCAAAAACUCAACUAUGAUAUCUACAGCCUGCGGCAGAUUCGAAGGGAAGUAAGAAGCAGAUGGAAACGCAUUUUAGAAGAUUUGGGUUUUCAAAGGGAAGCAGACUCUUUGCUGUCAGACAAACUUAGCACCAUGAGUGAUUCUAAGAACACAAGGAAAGCUCGAGAGAUGCUGUUAAAACUGGCUGAAGAGACUAAUAUUUUCCCAACCAGCUGGGAGCUCUCAGAGAGGUAUCUCUUUGUUGUGGACCGUCUCAUUGCUCUUGAUGCAGCAGAAGAGUUCUUUAAAAUUGCUAGUCAAACUUAUCCCAAGAAGCCUGGGGUCCCAUGCCUUGCAGAUGGUCAGAAAAAAACACACUACCUUGCAUUUCCAAGUCCCUAAAGGAGAAGCUCAGAGGCAGAAUGAGACUUUUUUUUUUAGGUUUUUAUAAAUUUUAAUUAAUUCAUAUUAAUUUUUCCUUUUUAUUAUCAUAUUAUUAUUGUACUCAGCAUACAUUA
This is a messenger RNA of Castor canadensis (American beaver), 975 nucleotides long. RefSeq names its product melanoregulin (gene Mreg). The record is from RefSeq and is a predicted model, not a curated record. Gene Ontology annotation, biological process: melanocyte differentiation; melanosome transport. Gene Ontology annotation, cellular component: melanosome. Lineage: Eukaryota; Metazoa; Chordata; Mammalia; Rodentia; Castoridae.